Molecule: messenger RNA, 1761 nt
Organism: Brassica napus (rape)
Lineage: Eukaryota; Viridiplantae; Streptophyta; Magnoliopsida; Brassicales; Brassicaceae
Product: patatin-like protein 2
Exons: 6
Coding region: 447-1670 (407 amino acids)
Biological process (GO): lipid metabolic process
Molecular function (GO): monoacylglycerol lipase activity; glycerophospholipase activity
Source: RefSeq, a predicted model, not a curated record
AGAGUGCACUAAAUGAGCUUUCUCAUGAUUAGGAAUCUGAACCUACUAUUCUUUAAAAACAAAAAAUAGAAGAAACCUUCUAUUCAAGUGAUACACCACAAGAGGUCAAGAACCCCGAAACCCAGAAAGUUUAUAUCGUUGUAACAAUAAAAUAUUGUAGUUAGGUUAUAAAAGGGUUGACAUAGUCCAAAUGAGGAAGAAAAGAAGUUCACGAAAACCAAUAAGAUUGGAGCUCCAAAAUGGAGGACGCUGGAAGUUACUUUGACGUGUAAAAUAUACUAGGAAUGAAGACCUAGUCGAACAUUGGUACAGUAGCCCCUUUUGUCCUAUAAAUACAUAGAGCUUGUUAACUUCCUAUAAUAUCUCACAAUAAAGUAUCCACAUAAUAUCUUUCAAAGUUACAAUCAAAGUAUCUUCUCAAGUAUCCAUAAAUUGCUUUCUGAUAGAUGCAAAUGGAGAGCCCAAAAUCACCUCUUCAACCCCCAACCUAUGGAAAUUUAGUCACAAUCCUUAGCAUAGAUGGUGGUGGCAUUAGAGGGAUUAUUCCUGCCACUAUCCUUGCUUUUUUGGAAUCGGAACUUCAGAAACUGGACGGAAACGAAGCAAGGCUUGCAGACUACUUUGAUGUUGUGGCAGGAACAAGCACCGGUGGUCUGGUUACAGCCAUGCUAACUGCUCCUAAUAAGGAAGGCCGACCCUUGUUUGCAGCCUCUGAGAUUAAAGAGUUUUACCUUGAGCACUGCCCAAAAAUCUUUCCUCAAAAUCAUUUCCCAUUCUCUGCCACCAAGAACUUGGUGAAGUCCUUGACUGGUCCCAAGUAUGAUGGUGAAUACCUUCAUCAACUUAUCCAUGCCAAGUUGGGUGAUACAAGGUUGCAUCAAACACUUACUAACGUUGUCAUUCCAACCUUCGAUAUCAAGCAUCUUCAACCUACUAUAUUUAGUAGUUACGAGGUGAAGAAAAAUCCUCUCAAGAACGCAACCCUCGCUGACAUAACAAUCUCAACUUCAGCAGCCCCUACAUACUUGCCUGCCCAUUUCUUCAAAACUCAUGAUUCAGCCGGAAACGUGAAAGAAUACAAUCUUAUUGACGGGGGAGUUGCAGCUAACAAUCCGGCUUUGGUGGCCAUUGGGGAAGUGACAAAAGAGAUAACAAGAGGGAGCAGUGACUUUUUCCCUAUAAGACCAAAUGACUACGGAAGGUUUCUUGUGCUUUCUCUUGGAACUGGAACUCGUAAAUCAGAAGAGAAAUUCAAUGCAAAUGAAGUAGCUGGAUGGGGAAUGUUGAGUUGGUUAACACACGACAACUCUACACCUCUCAUUGAUGCUUUCAUGCAAGCGAGUUCCGAUAUGGUUGAUUUUCAUCUCUCUGCUGUUUUUCGAGCUCUUCACUCUGAAGCCAACUAUAUUCGAAUCCAGGAUGAUACAUUAAAUGGGGAUGCUGCUUCUGUUGAUAUUUCUACCGUUGAGAAUCUCGACAUUCUCGCCAAGACAGGAGAUGAACUUCUCAAGAAACCUGUUUCAAGAGUCAAUCUUGAGUCGGGAUGUAACGAAAAUGCUUAUGAAGUGACGAAUGAAAAGGCCCUUAUAAAGUUAGCAGGAAUACUAUCAAAAGAAAAGAUGAUCCGAGAUUCGCGAUCUCCUCAUGAAAAAAAGCCAAAUAGCAAAUAAAAGAUCAUUAGUUUAUCCUUUCUCUAGUUUUUGUUGUUAAUGUUUAUUUUUCUUUUCUGUUAAAUAGCAAAUAAAAGAUCAUUAGUUUAUC